AUGGAGGUCAUUGGAAGGUUACUCAUUUGGGCCGUUUUAGCCGCUUGCUGUGGGGCACAGCUGAAUUCCACGGUGGCUGAAGGCAGAUCAAGAUGCACGGCCAGUCUGGGAGGGGCCAAUCUGGGAGAGACCCACAAAGCCCUGAUCCUACAGCUCAAUGCUGAUGAGAACUGUACCUGGACCAUCGAGAGACCUGAAAACAGGAGCAUCCGAAUCAUCUUCUCCCACGUCCAGUUGGAUCCAGACGGAAGGUGUGAAAGUGAAAACAUUAAGGUGUUUGAUGGAAGCUCCACCAACGGGCCUCUGCUAGGGAAAGUCUGCAGUAAAAGUGACUUCGUGCCUGUAUUUGAAUCAUCGUCCAAUUCCCUGACGUUUCAGAUCGUCACGGGCUUGACAAGUGUCCAAAGAAGUGUCUUUAUCUUCUACUACUUCUUCUCUUCUGAUACCUUUAUUCCAAACUGUGGUGGUUACCUGGACACUUUAGAAGGAUCCUUCACCAGCCCCAAUUAUCCGCAGCAACACCCAGAGCUGGCAUACUGCGUGUGGCACAUACAAGUGGAGAAAGGCUAUAAGAUAAAACUGAACUUUAAAGAGGUCUUCCUAGAAAUGGACGAAUACUGCCGAUUUGAUUUCAUCGCACUCUACGACGGCCCCUCCACCACAUCUGGCCUGCUGGAACAAUUGUGUGGCCGCGGGCAACCUACCUUUGAAUCUUCCUCCAACUCCAUGACAGUUGUGCUAUCUACAGAUUAUGCCAAUUCCUACAGGGGCUUUUCUGCCUCCUACACUUCUAUUUAUAUAGACGAUGUCAACACCACAUCUUUAAGCUGUGCUUCUGACAAGAUGAGAGUCAUCAUAAGCAAAUCGUACCUGCAGUCACUUAACUACAAUGAGAACAACUUGCAACUGAAUGAUCCAACUUGCAGACCGAGUGUAUCAAACGUCGUAGAAUUCUCUAUCCCUCUGCACGAAUGCGGUACAGUUAAAAAGAUAGAGGACCACACAAUCUCUUACACCAACAUAAUCACCUUCACCGAGUCUCCAAUUUCUGCAGUGAUCACCCGUCAGAAGCACCUCCAGAUAGUGGUGACAUGUGAGAUGGAAUAUAAUUCUACUGUGGAGAUUCUGUACAUAACCGAAGAUGACAUCAUACAAAACCAAAGUGUCCUGGGCAAAUACAACACCAGCAUGGCUCUUUAUGAGUCCAACUCAUUUGAAAACCAAAUAGAGGAGUCACCAUAUUAUGUGGAUUUGAACCAAACUCUUUACGUCCAAGUCAGUUUGCAUACCUCAGACCCGGGUCUGGUGCUGUUUCUGGACACCUGCAGAGCCUCCCCCACGUCUGACUUCGCAUCUCCAACCUAUGACUUAAUCAACGGCGGAUGUAGUCAAGAUGAGACUUGUCAGGUGUAUCCCUUACUUGGACACUAUGGAAGAUUCCAGUUUAAUGCUUUUAAAUUCUUGAGGCAUCUGAGCUCUGUGUAUCUGAAGUGUAAGAUUUUGAUCUGUGAUACCAGCGAUGAAACAUCUCGCUGCAAUCAAGGCUGUGUCUCAAGAAGGAAACGAGAUGUUUCUUCAUACAAGUGGAAGACUGACUCUGUCAUAGGACCAAUUCGUCUGAAGAGGGACCGAAGUGCUAGUGGAAACUCAGGACUUCUGCCUCAAACACACACAGCAGAAACUCCAAACCAACCUCUCAGCCAUCUACACCUCUUUUCCUUCAUGGUUCUUGCUCUCAAUGUGAUGGUUGUGGCCGCAGCCACAGUGAGGCAUUUUGUAAAUCGACGGAUGGAUCACAGAUACCAGAAGCUGCAGGUCUACUAGCUCUUGACCCCUAAGAAGGCCCCUUGCCUUCUCACGGAUGCUGGAUGAAGCCGCUCCUCAUGCCUAAACAAGGGUUAGGAAUAAACCAGGAAGGCCUGAAAAGGCAACACAAUACUUUUAUGUUCAUAUCAUGGUGAUAGUGUAUUUCGUUAUGGGAUGGCUGAAAUGAAUAAACAUUAUGUCUGGUCA
This is a messenger RNA of Peromyscus eremicus (cactus mouse), 2013 nucleotides long. RefSeq names its product CUB and zona pellucida-like domain-containing protein 1. Gene Ontology annotation, cellular component: cell surface. Bases 1 to 1824 code for a protein of 607 amino acids. The transcript has 9 exons. The record is from RefSeq and is a predicted model, not a curated record. NCBI's taxonomy places the organism in Eukaryota, Metazoa, Chordata, Mammalia, Rodentia, Cricetidae.